GGGAAAUUUAAAACCAUUUAACUGUAGUUCUCGUUUGCAUCAACACGUCAAAUAUUUCAAAAUGUUAAAACCAUUACUUUGUAUUUGUUUAGUCAGUGUAACUUUAGCAAAAGUUCGUUUCGACAAUUACAGUUUGUACAAAGUUUUACCGAAAAAUGCGACCCAAAUAACGUGGCUUGAAGAAUUAGAAAAUGCUGACGAUAAGUUUGACUUCUGGAGUGAGGUGUACCCACACGUUGAAUAUGUUUCGAUAUUAUCAAGUCCGGAAAAUAAAGCUUAUUUAGAAAAUUACUUGAAAAUGCAUGAAGUAAGCUUUGAAGUUACUUUGCCAAAUAUUCAAGAAGUUAUCGACAACGAAAAACACAAAAAGCAUGACCUGGGACGCUUAUUACGAACUAGAUGAUAUUUAUGCUUGGAUUGAUGAUUUAGUUGCAACAUACCCAACUGUAGCUAGCACGAUAGAAGGAGGAACUUCGCAUGAAGGUAGAACGAUUAAAGGCAUAAAAAUUUCCCAUGGAUCAGGCAAAAAAAUCAUAUUUAUUGAGAGCGGUAUACAUGCACGAGAGUGGAUUACACCAGCUGUGACCAACUAUAUUAUCAAUGAGCUUUUAUCCAGCACUGAUGAAGAGACGCAAGCAGCAGCGCGUGACUUUGAUUGGUAUAUCUUUCCUGUUACAAAUCCUGAUGGCUAUAUUUGGACUCAUACAGAAUUCCGACUGUGGCGUAAAAACCGACGUCCAUUUGGUGACGAAGUCGGUGUUGAUCUAAACAGAAACUGGAACAACAACUGGCUUGGUGUGGGUUCAAGCAAUGUAACAUCAUCCAACACAUACGCUGGUCCAGGACCAUUUUCUGAAGCAGAAACAAGAACUUUAUCGGAAUACAUCAGCUCGCUAGCUGAUGAUAUAGAAUUGUAUCUUUCUAUGCAUUCCUCUGGUCAACUUCUUUUGCUGCCUUUUGGGAACACAACUGAGCCGUUGGCGAAUUACUACGAUGCGAUGAAAAUUGGAAGGCGAGCAAUGGGUGCACUAUCUGUUCGCUAUGGAACUCCUUACACGACGGGAAACAUUGCUGAAGCUAUUUAUCUUGCCACCGGCACCAGCAUUGACUGGGUCAAGGAAGCCCUCAAGAUUCCACUAGUCUACUGCUACGAACUCCGGGACCGCGGUACUUAUGGACACCUUCUGCCGGCAGACCAGAUCUUGCCGAGUGGCGAAGAGACCAUGGAUUCAAUCCUGGAAAUGAUCCACCAAGCACGAAGGCUGGACUACAUGAACAGUGGAAGUGGUCUACACGCAUCUUUGUUGACGAUAGCAUUUGUUUUUGUGAACUAUGUUAUGUUUUAAAUAGAAAAAUGUUUCAGAAUAAGUAAAUGUUUUGCAUGC
Messenger RNA from Ostrinia furnacalis (Asian corn borer), 1385 nucleotides. RefSeq names its product zinc carboxypeptidase-like. Gene Ontology annotation, biological process: proteolysis. The record is from RefSeq and is a predicted model, not a curated record. The coding region runs from base 372 to 1346 and encodes 324 amino acids. The transcript has 6 exons. Lineage: Eukaryota; Metazoa; Arthropoda; Insecta; Lepidoptera; Crambidae. Gene Ontology annotation, molecular function: metallocarboxypeptidase activity; actin binding; zinc ion binding.